AAGUAAAUUAAAAAAUAAAAAUAACAGAAAUUAUAAAUAGAAAAAGUCAGGUUUUUCAUGAUAUGACAAAUACAAGUACAUAUAUUCAGAUCAUACCAUUUUUUUCUUCUAAAUAUUGUUUUUUUUCUCAUUCAUAGUAUGGAUUAAUAAUUAUAUAUCAAAAAGUAAAAUGAAAAUAAUAUUUUUUAUUGUCAUUGCAUAUAUUACGAUAAAGUAAAGAAAACUGGUUAUUAUAACAUAUUAACUAAAGAGAUAUUUAUUUUCUGUUAUAAAAAAUACUUAUUUUAAGCAACAAGUUGAUUUUCUUAAGUUCAAGAAAAAAAAGAAAUUGAUUUUAUUUAUAUAAAACGGAAACACUGGUUUAAUGUUCGCAAAUCAAAUAUGAAAACAUUAUAAUGCUAAAAGAAAUAUAAUAAAUGGCCUUGUAAAAAAUGGAAAUAAUGGAGAUUUUGAACUGAGCUUUGAGAACAGAUUUUGUUAGGGUGGCAGAAAGUAUUUUUGAACGGGUCAACUGAAAUAUAUACUAAAAGAAAGUUUUAAAUUUCAUGGGGGCAACUGCCCCAUACUUACCUUAAUUAGAUCCGCCCCUGUAUAUAUAUAUAUUUGUACAAAAUAGUAUAAUUUUUUUCAGAUAUAGAUCAUUUUUUUGACUAGGCUCUAAAAUGAGAUAUGUAACUUCCUGUGCAUAUGUCAUGCAUGAUGAAUAACAAUCAUCGUUGUAAGAGGACUCAUACAUAGAUUGGUCAUUAGUCAAUGACCAUUUAUUGAAAUUCAAAACAGCACAAGAAAAUAAUCGUGAGUGUCACUGUUUAGUUAUCCAAUCAGAUGAAAAGAAGAGAGUAUACAUUUCCAAUUUCUCAAAAGUCCAAUCAUAGUUUAUAUAUAAAAGCGACUUACUAGGCAGAAAUGUGUAAAUGUCCUCAUAUUAUAAAUCGCUCUUGGACUUUCUAGUUGACAGAUCAUUGAAGCAUUGAACUCAGAGGACAAUUGGAAACUCACACCUAUAAUUUGCAGCUCAUCAUUUCUAAUAAUAAAAACGGUUGAGGUAACAAUAUAAUGGCCGUUUUCUUCCAAGGAGAAACUGAAAUGAGAGAACCCUCUUCCGAUCUUUUUAUGGUGAACCUGAAUCCUUCCCCUGAUCAGACAAUGACCAUUAAUGCUCAUAACAAUCACUUCUACAACUUGUGCUUCGCGCCCCAACAACAUCCACAGCGAAUGAACAAAUAUGAAGUACUAGAUCAUAUCGAACAAGCGAAUUGUUCGGCGAUCUCCACGGUUUCAAACGGGAGAGUAACGCAAAGCUUCAGGGCUUUGGCUCCGACCUACUUAAGAGUUGCUCAAGAAUUGCUCAAUGAGAUUGUCCAUGUUGGACGCGGUAGCCGUGGCGCAAAACAAGAGCAACAAAUGAAUAAUGAGUCGGCGACUUAUGGAUUAUACAAUGGAGUUGGGAAUAUAAACGGUGGCCCUAAGCCUGGCGUUUGUCGGCAGGAGUUGCAGUUGAAGAGAGCAAAGCUCAUCUCCAUGGUGGAAAAGGUUGAACAGAUAUACAAGCAAUACCACGACCAAAUGCAGACAGUAAUCUCAUCGUUUGAGCAAGAAGCGGGUUUAGGCUCAGCAAACUCGUACACACAUAUGGCGUUGCAAACAAUAUCAAAGAAAUUUCGUGCUGUGAAAGACAUGAUAUGUUUGCAAAUCAAACACAUAAACAAUUUGUUAGGAGAAAAAGAAUGUGAAGGUGUAUGUUUAGCCAAGCAGUUGGGGAAGAUGCCACAUAACCAUUCAAAUGCUUGGAGACCACAACGAGGAUUGCCCGAAACAGCUGUUUCCGUUCUUCGGGCUUGGCUUUUUAACCAUUUUCUUCACCCAUAUCCAAGGGAUUUAGAUAAAGAAAUGCUUGCCAAACAGACUGGCCUUACUAAAAGCCAGGUAUCAAAUUGGUUCAUAAAUGCUCGAGUUCGAAUGUGGAAACCAAUGGUGGAGGAGAUGUAUUUGGAAGAAAUGAAUAUUGAAGAAAGCAGAAAAAGAGGAAACCUCAGUGAACAUGGUAACAAAGGUUCAUCCUCUAAGCAACUUUGUAAUAAUACAACUUCAGAUGAAUCGUCGAAUUGGAUCAUACCCGCGUUUCAUCAAGGAUUCAUCAAAAAUGAAACUUCCAUGCAAAACUCAUUCUCAAGUUGCAGCGUAAUGACGUUCGGGAAGCAACACGCGAACCAAGCUAAGUUGAUCCAAUUCAGUGGAGGAUUCGAAAACUAUCACGCAAUGGUUGGAAACAGUGUCUCCCUUUCUCUUGGCAUGCCUCAUUCUUGCGACCAAUCCCUGAACAACAUUCAGUUUGGGUCGACAAGUAAUGAAACUAAGAUCUCGGGCAAAUAUCCUCCCUCUUUAACAUAUCAAAACAUCGAUUAGAGAUCUGAAUAGAUAUCAUAAAAAUAUAAAUCUGCAUGUUGUUGUGGCUUCUUGUGUGUAGCCUUAGUCCAUGGGUGAUUUCAUAGGCAGAAGACUAAAAUAUAGAGUUUGAUAAAACCUGUAGAUAGUAAUUUUUAGCUUAAGACUAUAGAUACACAAUGGUCUUGCUAAAUUCAAGAUGGCAUAGUAUCGAUCGAAUGCUUGACAAAUGGGUGUAAAUAGAGAUCAGGUCAACCAUGAGAUCUCCAUUAGUGUGUGUUUUAUAAAUGUGUUCAUGUGUGUCAAUGUGUUACAACAGGCAACAGCCUCAACUAUCAUUUCUUAAGCAUACCUAUGCAUACGAGUUUAUUUGUUAUUUUAUAUAAAAACAUUUAAGUAACGCAUCCACUAAAGAGCUAUCAGAGCAUCCGCAACCGGAAUUGGGAGUCUUUAGAAGAAAAAUAAUUAAAUAAUCAGUGGAUUCCACCAAAAGCUAAGGAUUCAAUCUUUAAAAUUCCUAAAUAAGGACUCUUUCUUAGUGAAUCCUUGCACUAUUUGCGGGUCUCCACGACUACGUGGCGGCCCGUGAAUGGUCAUUUU
Messenger RNA from Brassica napus (rape), 2985 nucleotides. RefSeq names its product BEL1-like homeodomain protein 5. Gene Ontology annotation, molecular function: RNA polymerase II cis-regulatory region sequence-specific DNA binding; DNA-binding transcription factor activity, RNA polymerase II-specific. The transcript is spliced from 5 exons. Gene Ontology annotation, biological process: regulation of transcription by RNA polymerase II. Lineage: Eukaryota; Viridiplantae; Streptophyta; Magnoliopsida; Brassicales; Brassicaceae. The record is from RefSeq and is a predicted model, not a curated record. The coding region runs from base 1057 to 2406 and encodes 449 amino acids.